AUGAAUACAACGCUUCUCGAUAGUUUCAUUGUUUCAGUAAUUUCAAGUCGAGCCAAUGCGAUGUGCAGGAAAGGAAGUAUAUACCAAAUGAAGUUCGAUAAGUACUUUGUCACUGAUUUGCUUGAUAAUGUUUCAGUUGUUCUCGAUAAAGAACCAUCACUUCUAUAUCUUCCGUCAGAUAUAGUAGUUGUUGGUGACAUUCAUGGCAAUAUUGAUGACCUUAUUCGAUUUUUCACAACUUGUGGAUAUCCUCCCCAAACGAAAUAUCUAUUUUUAGGUGAUUAUGUUGAUCGUGGUGCUAAUGCAGUAGAAGUUGUACUACUUUUGUUUGCUUUAAAGCUUAAAUAUCCAGACAGUAUCUAUCUCUUACGUGGAAAUCAUGAAUGCGAAUCUCUUACGACUGCAUAUGGCUUUAGAACUGAAGCUAGUAACAGAGUUGACAAAGAAACAUACUUCUUAUUCACAAAUACUUUUCAAUAUUUACCAUAUGCAGCUGUUAUCAAUAAAGAAAUCUUUUGCGUUCACGGUGGCAUAUCCCAAUUUAUUCACUACAUCGAUGAAAUACAAGAUCUCAAGAAAUCAUUGAAGAUUCCUUCUGCAGGACCAAUUGCAGACUUAUUGUGGUCAGAUCCUCGCGAUCGUGUCGAAGAAUAUCAUCCAAGUGAUAGGAAAGUCGGAUACUUCUAUGGCUGGAAAGCUGUCAAUAAUUUCAUGAAAGAUAACAAAUUAAAGUUAAUUGUUCGCUCCCAUGAAGCUUGCGAUGACGGAUACAAGUGGGCAUUCAAGAAUGUUGCAAGCGCAAAAGGAAAAUGCUUAACAAUAUUCUCAAACAGUGAUUAUUCGCAAGAUUCAAACAGUGCUUGUGUUUUGAAAAUUGAUAAGGACAAUAACUACGAAAUCAUUCAUUUUGAACGUCAUCACUGUGGUCCAUUGGCUUAUCCGACCUGGUUACCUCAAAAUAAUACAGAACAAGUCGCUUUUAGAAUGAUUAAGAAAUCUAAAGACGAUAAUGGUUCGUAUGAGAGCUUUGACGACUUCUUUGAUGAGUUCUACAACUCAAAUGAUGACGAUGAUGAUAAUAACAAAGAAGAAGAUGACGAAAAUGAAGAAAUUUAA
Trichomonas vaginalis G3 is the source of this 1116-nucleotide messenger RNA. RefSeq names its product phosphoprotein phosphatase protein. The coding region runs from base 1 to 1116 and encodes 371 amino acids. Gene Ontology annotation, molecular function: protein serine/threonine phosphatase activity. The record is from RefSeq and is a predicted model, not a curated record. Gene Ontology annotation, cellular component: cytoplasm; nucleus. The transcript has a single exon. NCBI's taxonomy places the organism in Eukaryota, Parabasalia, Trichomonadida, Trichomonadidae.